This is a messenger RNA of Micropterus dolomieu (smallmouth bass), 333 nucleotides long. Its product is annotated as guanylin-like. Gene Ontology annotation, cellular component: extracellular region. The transcript has 3 exons. Lineage: Eukaryota; Metazoa; Chordata; Actinopteri; Centrarchiformes; Centrarchidae. Gene Ontology annotation, molecular function: guanylate cyclase activator activity. The record is from RefSeq and is a predicted model, not a curated record. Bases 4 to 333 code for a protein of 109 amino acids.
AAAAUGAGAGUCAUCAGUGUUGCCCUGGUUUUGAUGGUCUGUGUGUGCAUGGGAGCUGCAGUUGUGCAAGUUAGGGUUGGAGACAGGAGCUUCCCCUUGGAGACGGUGAAGCAGCUGAAGGAGCUGAUGGAUGUAGACCAGAGCGUUAGCCCUCGCCUCGCUGAGACAAGCGUUGUAGCCGUUUGCGCCAACCCUCUCCUGCCGCAGAUCUUUCAUCCUGUGUGCCAAGGGAAGGGAGCAGGCAUCGUUUUCUCAGAACUAGGGUAUAUCAUGGCAUCCCUGGAUCCUUGUGAAAUAUGUGCCAACCCCUCCUGCUAUGGGUGUCUGAACUAA